Adineta ricciae is the source of this 1725-nucleotide messenger RNA. The record is from the annotation of a GenBank genome assembly. NCBI's taxonomy places the organism in Eukaryota, Metazoa, Rotifera, Eurotatoria, Adinetida, Adinetidae.
AUGGGCGACCGUGACCCUGCGCACAAUAAACGAAGUUCGAGGCGAACACGAAGACGCUCACCAAGCUUGCCACGAGAUCGGUCGCGCUCACCACGACAUCGUUCGCAUUCCGGAUCGGCUCAACGAUCAAGAGUCAGUCCUUUCAGCUCAGCAUCGACGCGAAAUUUAACAGAACAUGGCAAAUCAGCGGGCCCAGAGCCGAAUUCCAUACUUGGCAUUUUCGGUCUAAGUCCACGGACAACUGAAAACAGUUUGCGAGAUGCUUUUGGACGUUUCGGUCAAGUAAAAGAUGUGCAGAUCAUAAUGGAUAAGAAGACUUCGAAAUCUCGUGGCUUUGGAUUUGUUUAUUACGACACUAUCGAAGAAGCUACACGAGCUAAGGAAAGUAUGCGCUCAAUUAAGUUUGAUGGUCGUGCUGUGCGUAUCGACUUCUCAGUGACGAAAUGUGCGCAUGAACCGACUCCUGGCGUUUACAUGGGUCAACCGGUUCGUCGGACCAGUGAUCGAUCAGCAACAAUCUAUCGACGAUCGGAUCACCAUGAUAGAAAACGCUUUCGAUCACGUUCACGAAGUCGAUCGUCGAGUCGACAUCAUCACAGUAACAUUUCCAUUAUGUCUCAAAUUUCGUCGAACCAAAACUCAUGGCUUCUAUUUCCUCAAUCAUCACCAAUACAGAAUGGAGCUACAAAUGUAUCGGUGAUCGGUCAACCUACCGUUCUUCCACCUCAAAUGUAUCCAAACUCUCAACUUCAAAUGCUAUCACCGAUUCUAAUGAACCCACCGGGGAAAGCUCGUUACCAUAUUCCGCGAGUAAAUCCAAGUAAUCUGGAUGAUAUUCCAACCGAAUAUCGAGCGAUGUUAGCGAUUAACUAUCCGCCGCGUAAUGACGAUGAUAUCGAUGGAUGGUUCACCUACUUUCAAUAUGAAGUCGCAAUCUAUCGACAAGCAAUGAGACGUAUUGUAUUUGAUGUGAUGCAAUUACGUCAUCAACAUCGUAUCUUAGUCGCAGCUAAUACGGAUUUACAAUCAAAAAUAGAUAAUUAUGAUAAGAAGAAAAAAGUUCUCUACGAACUUUUCCAAGGAGAUAAAGUCGAUAAAGAAAAAGUUCGAGAAAUAUUCAAUCGUUUAAACGGCAAAAUUGCUGCGCAAACACGCGAAUUAAAAACCCAUGAAGUACAAAUCUCGGGCUAUGAACGAGAAUUAACACGAAGAGAAGAACUGCGUGCAAAAUACGAUCAAUUAGUUCGAAAGAGUCAAGCUCGUGAAGCUGAAAUCAAAACUACGAAGGAACGUAUUGACCGAGCUGAAGCACUGGAAGAUACGAUCAAAUAUCAAGAGCGUGUUAUUGAAAAACUUCAAUCAAUGAUAAGUAACUACAUGCGACAGCGACGAUCUGAAGGAACAAUCAAUGACAUUGACCGAACAUUGUUAACCGAACAUGCGGCUCUUGGAGUCGAGACAAAAAGACUUAUGAGAAACCGACCAGCAGACCAAACAGGAACGUUGGUAAACAACCGACAGGAGAUUAUCAGACAGACUCAAGCUCGUCAGCAAGAUCUUGAACAACAAAACCGUGCUUUUCAAAGAGAAUUAGAUGCACUGAGUGCCGAAUUCGAAGAAACUGCCGAGAAUUGGAAGAAAGAAAAAGCUGAUCUCCUUCAACAAAUAGAUGCGAUCGAUAAACCGCCAACAACGCGGCGCGCACAAGACAAUAAUCCAAAUUAA